Molecule: messenger RNA, 399 nt
Organism: Marmota monax (woodchuck)
Lineage: Eukaryota; Metazoa; Chordata; Mammalia; Rodentia; Sciuridae
Product: keratin-associated protein 21-1-like
Exons: 2
Coding region: 1-273 (90 amino acids)
Source: RefSeq, a predicted model, not a curated record
AUGUGCAGCAACUACUACGGGAACUCCUGUGGAGGAUGCGGCUGCGGCUCAGGCUGUGGCUAUGGCUCAGGCUGUGGAUAUGGCUCUGGCUGUGGAUAUGGCUGUGGAUACGGCUCCAACUGUGGAUACAGCUCUGGCUAUAGCUGCGGCUCUGGCUGUGGAUACGGCUCUGGCUGUGGUUAUGGCUCUGGCUGUGGAUAUGGCUCCCGUUAUGGCUGUGGUUACCACUCUGGCUGCUGCAGCUACAGAAGAUGUUCUUCUUCGUGCUGCUGAUCACUUCAACAAGUCAUACUUUUCUCUUUAAGGUACUAUUCUACCAGCAAGUUCAAUUGAAAUCCUCCCAUCCAUUCACUUCAAACUGAAGAAAAGAUGAAGUUCUGCUGGGCACCUGACUUGACA